CCCACGUGGUUUGCCGUGGCGCGUCGCUGAUUGGGUGACGCGCGGAGCUCGCGGUGUUCGCCGUGGUGCUGGUGGCCCACGCUGCUGCUGCUGCUGCGGCUGCUGCGUCUGUGGCCUUUGAGGCGAGUCGGUGGUAAUUAGUUGCCGGGAGGCUGACUCGGUGUGCACGUCGGUAUCGUGAGUGGGCUGGGAGCACGGUGAAGACAGCAGCGUGUAUGUGCGUGUAGAGGCCAGGAGGUGUGGGGAGCGGCAGUGCAGCGGAAAGCGACCGACCCGAUUUAGAUUCCCGCUCACGGCCGACUCCAGUGACCAUUAUCUGAACCGGUCCUGGGCCUCCCCGAGGUCGACUCGGCCUAAAAUUAGUACCUGGCGCGGUGUGUAAAUAUCGCCGAGAGGGAGACAAAGGCGGCCGAGUGUUGUGCUGGCCACCCACCCCCUCGUGUAACCGUGCUGCACAUGCUGUUGUGUUUAGCUACGUGUAUAACAGGCAGAUGGGUAGGUAGAAGAGUUGGUGUAAGUGGGUAGUUGUAACGGGUAGGGGGGUGGGUGUACGUGUAUCUACUUGUACAUGGGACCACGGGGUCGAAGGCGGGGUGGAGGCGGCGGCGGCGGCGGCCCGGCUGGGCCCCACAGCCGCGCGCCCGCCUGGAAGGAGGCUCGGCACCGGGCGAGGGCGGACGGGCCCCUGGAGGACAGCUUCGCCCACGACCUGCAGCUCGGCAACUCAGAGGCAGCGGCGGGAGCGAUGGGCGGCGAUGCUGAAGCGGAGGGCGACUCUGGCGCGUGCUUCAUCACCAAGAUGCCAUUCCCGCUGGCCAUGUGGGACCUUGGCCACUGCGACCCGCGGCGCUGCACGGGGCGCAAGCUGGUGGUGAAGAGGCUGGUGCAGAGCCUGCGUCUCAGCCAGCGCUUCAAUGGCGUGGUGCUGAGUCCCGUGGCCACGCGAUUCGUCUCGCCCAGCGACAGGGAGGUGGUGGCGGCGAGCGGCUUGGCGGUGAUCGACUGCUCGUGGGCUCGCCUGGACGACACUCCGUUUGGGAGAAUGCGCGCGGGUAACCCGCGCCUCCUGCCCCACCUGGUCGCCGCCAACCCCGUCAACUACGGCCGCCCCUCCAAGCUGUCGUGCGUCGAGGCCUUUGCCGCGGCGCUGUGCAUCGUGGGUUUCCCCGAGCUGGCAGAAGCGCUGCUGGCACGGUUCAAGUGGGGGCGCACCUUCCUGGUGCUGAACCGUGAACUUCUGGAGCUCUACGCGCAGGGCGGGGACGAGGCCGGCGUGCUGCGCGCACAAAACGAGUGGCUCGACAACGCCCGCUCCGAGACGCGCGACGACACUGAUAUGUUUGAUGUGGAUCUAAGCAAGGAUUGCGUCAACCCAAAUCGACUGCCGAGAGAUUUUCCAGAGAGCAGCAGCGAGGAAGAGGAAGGCAGUGGAGAUGGUAACGAGGACGGUGAUGACAAGAGCGAGGGUGGUGAUGGUGACGACGGUGGUGAUGACAAGAGCGAGGGUGGUGAUGGUGGUGAUGACAAGAGCGAGGGUGGUGAUGGUGACGACGGUGGUGAUGACAAGAGCGAGGGUGGUGAUGGUGACGGGGGUGGUAAUGACAAGCGCGAGGGUGGUGAUGGUGACGACGGUGGUGAUGACAAGAGCGAGGGUGGUGAUGGUGACGGGGUUGGUAAUGGUGGCACGAAUGAGCCGUCAAUUGAAAAGGAAAAGAUAACAGAAUAUCAAUAGGAAAAAAUCACAUUUUCAAGUCCUUGGGGAAAAAAUAUCUUAUUUUGUUUACAUUUUCUUAAGGAUUUAAUUUGAAGUGGAAAAGCAAUAAAAUAUUUCCAAAUUUC
Messenger RNA from Lethenteron reissneri (Far Eastern brook lamprey), 1839 nucleotides. It is a transcript of the gene TSR3, whose product is annotated as TSR3 ribosome maturation factor. Gene Ontology annotation, biological process: maturation of SSU-rRNA. Lineage: Eukaryota; Metazoa; Chordata; Hyperoartia; Petromyzontiformes; Petromyzontidae. The record is from RefSeq and is a predicted model, not a curated record. Gene Ontology annotation, molecular function: rRNA small subunit aminocarboxypropyltransferase activity.